UCAAUUUAGAAAACACAGAAACUGUGCUGUCCGUUUCACUUUAUUUCUACAGGUAUGUAAUAGCACGUUUAAACGGUCUAAUAUCGAAAGAACGUAAUAACAUGUUAGAUAACACACCCGUCAAGGUAUUAUCUCGUUUGGGAAAGGUUUUGUGCCAAACCGAGUGAGUGAAGAACGUGCAAAAACAAUAUUUUACAAGCGCACGAUGCGGAGUCCACCACACGUUCACAUGUGAGGCUUUGCAGAUUAAGUCUGAGGCCGGUAACAUCAACAGUGAAGACAUACCCAGCCUGCCUCUCCUUCCACACUGAGUCCAAACCUACAGUCACUGGGUCCUGAUUGUGACAGUGGAGCCCAGUUUGCACUGCAGGAUCCAGAGAUGGCAUCAGUAAAGCUGGAAGACUGCAGUCAAACACUGGAGCUGAAUGUUAACAUUAAAGAUGAAGGAGAGGAGGAGAAGAUUGGGACAUCUGUUUCUCAUGGUACGAGGCCGGUAACAUCAACAGUGAGGACAAACCCAGCCUGCCUCUCUCCUUCCACACUGAGUCCAAUCCUACAGUCACUGGGUCCUGAUUGUGACAGUGGAGCCCAGUUUGCACUGCAGGAUCCAGAGAUGGCAUCAGUGAAGCUGGAAGACUGCAGUCAAACACUGGAGCUGAAUGUCAACAUUAAAGAUGAAGAAGAGGAGGAGAAGAUUAAGAAAUCUGUUAGUCAUGGACGACUGGAAUUAAGUCUGAGGCCUGUAACAUCAACAGUGACGACAAACCCAGCCUGCCUCUCUCCUUCCACACUGAGUCCAAACCUACAGUCACUGGGUCCUGAUUGUGACAGUGGAGCCCAGUUUGCACUGCAGGAUCUAGAGAUGGCAUCAGUGAAGCUGGAAGACUGCAGUCAAACACUGGAGCUGAAUGUCAACAUUAAAGAUGAAGAAGAGGAGGAGAAGAUUGGGACAUCUGUUUCUCAUGGACGACUAGAAUUAAGUCUGAGGCCGGUAACAUCAACAGUGAGGACAAACCCAGCCUGCCUCUCUCAUUUCACACUGAGUCCAAACCUACAGUCACUGGGUCCUGAUUGUUACAGUGGAGCCCAGUUUGCACUGCAGGAUCCAGAGAUGGCAUCAGUGAAGCUGGAAGACUGCAGUCAAACACUGGAGCUGAAUGUCAACAUUAAAGAUGAAGAAGAGGAGGAGAAGAUUGGGAAAUCUGUUUCUCAUGGUAUGAGGCCGGUAACAUCAACAAUGAGGACAAACCCAGCCUGCCUCUCUCCUUCCACACUGAGUCCAAACCUACAGUCACUGGGUCCUGAUUGUGAAAGUGGAGCCCAGUUUGCACUGCAGGAUCCAGAGAUGGCAUCAGUGAAGCUGGAAGACUGCAGUCAAACACUGGAGAUGAAUGUCAACAUUAAAGAUGAAGAAGAGGAGGAGAAGAUUGGGAAAUCUGUUUCUCAUGGUAUGAGGCCGGUAACAUCAACAGUGAGGACAAACCCAGCCUGCCUCUCUCCUUCCACACUGAGUCCAAACCUACAGUCACUGGGUCCUGAUAAUGACAGUGGAGGCCAGUUUGCACUGCAGGAUCCAGAGAUGGCAUCAGUGAAGCUGGAAGACUGCAGUCAAACACUGGAGCUGAAUGUCAACAUGAAAGAUGAAGAAGAGGAGGAGAAGAUUGGGAAAUCUGUUAGUCAUGGACAACUAGAAGUAAGUCUGAGGCCGGUAACAUCAAUAGUGAGGACAAACCCAGCCUGCCUCUCUCGUUCUACACUAUGUCCAAACCUACAUUCACUGGGUCCUGAUUGUGACAUUGGAGCCCAGUUUGCACUGCAGGAUCCAGAGAUGGCAUCAGUGAAGCUGGAAGACUGCAGUCAAACACUGGAGCUGAAUGUCAACAUUAAAGAUGAAGAAGAGGAGGAGAAGAUUGGGAAACCUGUUUCUAAUGGAGACCGUGUUGAGACAUCCUCUACAUCCAGAGAUCAACAACAGGAAGAUCACAGAGCUAAGAGGUCUCACCACUGCCCACAUUGUGAGGAGAUUUUCCCAAUUCUAUCAAAGCUAAAAGUACACCUAAAAGUACACACAGGAGAGAAUCGGUAUUCCUAUACGGACGGUGGGAAGAAUUUCACAACAUCCAAGGCUCUGACAGUUCAUCAGAGAGUGCACACAGGAGAGAAGCUGUUCUCCUGCUCUGACUGUGUAAAAUGCUUCACAACAUCAACUAGGCUAAAAGUUCAUCAGAGAACACACACAGGAGAGAAGCCUUACUCCUGCUCUAACUGUGCGGCGAGUUUCUCCCUACUGCGCAACUUAAAACGACAUGAACGUAUACACACAGGAGAGAAGCUUUACUCCUGCUCUGACUGUGCGGCGCGUUUCUCUCUACUGUGCAACUUAAAACGACAUGAACGUAUACACACAGGAGAGAAGCCUUACUCCUGCUCUGACUGUGGAAAGAGUUUCUCUCUACUGGGCCACUUAAAAAGACACCAACAUAUACAUACGGGAGAGAAGCCUUACUCCUGCUCUGACUGUGGAAAGCGUUUCUCUCGACUGGGCCACUUAAAAACACAUAAACAUAUACAUACAGGAGAGAAGCCUUACUCCUGCUCUGACUGUGUAAAAUGCUUCACAACAUCAACUGAGCUAAAAGUUCAUCAAAGAACACACACAGGAGAGAAGCCUUACUCCUGUUCUGAUUGUGUAAAAUGCUUCACAACAUCAACUAGGCUAAAAGUCCAUCAGAGAACACACACAGGAGAGAAGCCUUACAUCUGCUCUGACUGUGCUGCGAGUUUCUCUGUACUGUGCCACUUAAAACGACAUGAAACUAUACACACAGGAGAGAAGCCUUACUCCUGCUCUGACUGUGCGGCGAGUUUCUCUCUACUGUGCAACUUAAAACGACAUGAACGUAUACACACAGGAGAGAAGCCUUAUCACUGCACUGACUGUGAGAAGAGAUUCUACAGAUUGGGCCAUUUAAAAAGACACCAAUGUAUACAUAAAGGAGAGACGUUUUCUCAGACCAGCUAAGAUUAGACACUCCACUUAAUUCUCAUGUCGUUAAAUAAUUGGCAACGUUGAAUUGAAUCAAAUGAAUAAAGCAUAGAACACUCCAUUGUUAUCCUAUUGUUUCUCACUGUGCAGAGGAAAGGGAGCGUUAUAGAAUGUUAGCCUCUCUUACUGAUCAGUGUACACCUUGUCAGUUUUGGUGAGUGUUGUUAGCUUCUACUGUAAAGAUAUUGAGAUGACCUUGGAUUUGCCCUUGGGGUUGAAUAUCCUCUGUGACACGUCUCACAGUGGAUUCUGAUGGUUGACUGGGUGGUACUGCUUCCCUCUGCAGUUUUCUGUGGGAAUGAGCUGGUAGACACAACAUACUCUGAGUGUACAAAACAUUAAGGACACCUGUUCUUUCCAUGACAUAGACUGACCAGCUGAACCCAGGUGAAAGCUCUGAUCCUUAAUGAUGUAUUUUUUGUGUAUUUAUUAUGAUCCUCAUUACCUUUCAACAAAACAAAAACUGCGGUUGCAGUGGGCUAAGGAAUGAAAACACUGGACACUGGAUAAUUGGGAACAUAUUGCCUGGUCUGAUGAAUCCCAGUUCCUGCUGUUUCACACUGAUGUGAGGACUAGGGUAUGGAGGAAACCACGAGUACAUGCAUCCAGUGGUGGAAAAAUUACCUGUCAUACUUAAGUAAAAGUAAUGAUACCUUAAUAGAACAUUUCUCAAGUAAAGUGAGUCACCCAUUAAAAUACUACUUGAGAAAUAUUUGGUUGUAAAUAUACUUAUGUAUCAAAAGUAAAAGUAUUACUAAUUUCAAAUUCCUUAAAUUAAGCAAACCAGACGGCACAAUUGUCUUCAAAAAAAUAUAUAUUACAGAUAGCCAGGGGCACACUCCAACACUCGGACAUCAUUUACAACCGAAGCAUUUGUGUUUAGUGAGUCCGCCAGAUCAGAGGCAUUAGGGAUGACCAGGGAUGUUAUCUUGAGAAGUGUGUGAAUUGGACCACUUUCUGUCCUGCUAAUCAUAAAAAAUGUAAGGAGUUCUUUUGGGUUUCAGGGAAAAUGUAUGGAGUAAAAAAUAUUUUCUUUUCUUUAGGAAUAUAGUGAAAUAAAAGUUGUCAACAAUAUAAAGUACAGAUACUACUAAAGUAGUUUAAAUAAUUUUUACUUCAGAUCUUUACACCACUGUAUGCAUCCAUGCCGUGUGUCAGCAUUGCAGGCUGGUGGUGUGAUGGCUGGGGUGUGUUUUCAGGGCCCACAUUGGGCCCCUUGAUAAAAGAUGAACAAUGUUUGAAUGCUACAGGAUGUCUAAAGAAUCAUUGCCAAUCAGGUGUAUCCCUUCACGGCAGCAGUGUAUCCAUCUGCAAAUAGAUUUUUUCAGCAGCAUUAUGCCCCGUUCCACAAGGCUUGUCCAGGAAUGGUUCCAAGAACAUGACAGUGAAUUCAUCUUACUGCGGUGGUCUGCCGAGUCACCAGAUCUCAAUCCAAUUGUGCAUCUGUGGGAGGAGAUGGAACGAGCUAUUCGGAGUAGAGAUCCACUCCCAGCCAACUUGACACAAUUGGAAGCAUUGGGCCAGCAUCCCUGUGGAACACUCAACACCUUGGACAGUCUAGGCACCGAUGAAUUGAGGCUCUUCUGAGGAUAAAGGGGGGAUGCAACUCAAUAUUAGGAAGGUGUUCCUAAUGUUUUGUACACAGUGUAUAUCAGAUAAAGAUGGUGGUGUGAUGAAUGUCUUUGAAUAAGUGUAUUGAAGUUAAUUGAUCUGGUGGCAGGUAGCCUAGUGGUUAAGAGUGUUGGGCCAGUAACUGAAAGGUUGCUGGUUUGAAUCCCGAGCCGACUAGGUGAAAAAUCUGUCAGUGUGCCCUUGAGCAACGCAAUUAACCCUUACUUGUCUUGUAAAUCGCUCUGGAUAACAACAUCUGCUAAAUGACAAGAAUGUAAUGAAAAAUAAUGUUUGUACAUUUUUUUUCUCUUGUGUAUAAUUAAAUGAAAUAAACUGUU
Molecule: messenger RNA, 4995 nt
Organism: Salmo salar (Atlantic salmon)
Lineage: Eukaryota; Metazoa; Chordata; Actinopteri; Salmoniformes; Salmonidae
Source: RefSeq, a predicted model, not a curated record